Molecule: messenger RNA, 738 nt
Organism: Stereum hirsutum FP-91666 SS1
Lineage: Eukaryota; Fungi; Basidiomycota; Agaricomycetes; Russulales; Stereaceae
Exons: 6
Coding region: 1-738 (245 amino acids)
Source: RefSeq, a predicted model, not a curated record
AUGGGUAUCGACUCUGCUUCAACGCGGUUGCUGACGAAUUCGGAAGACACCAGUAUUCCGACUCAGGACCGUGGAGCUGGGAUUGUGUGUCAGAUGGGGACGCGGCCCGGGCGAAGUGUGGAACAGACGCUGCCUCUGCCUGGUCGGAUGGUCGCUGGACGUCGAUCCGAGUUGUGGAUCAUUGGCCUACUGUAUUAUAUGCACGUUCCACAAAGAGUCAUCUCAGUGAAAUGGCAAGUCGGAUUUGACACUGGCAAUCGGACAGGGAUGAGUCGGUGUUUGGCGUUUGCCCCCCGGACAACCACUGGUCCAUGGCGUACAAAUUAUGAUCAUAUAUUCGGCCGUACCAGUUUGGCUAUUCGUGGUGUACGGGUGAAAAGUUGGAUCGUACUGAUAGAACACAAGGACUCUAAGCAUAUGUACCGCGUACCUAGCGAGUCGCCUUCAUUCUACAACCAAAGCGCCAGACCGGCGAAACUCGAGCUGGAGAGAGACCGGGGAAUCGUUCGAGCUUGGAUCGUGCGGCGAGGCACAUGGGUCCAGCCUGAGUGUGGCCGUGCGGCCAUGAGGUUGUCGAGCGUGGAGGCCACCGGGAGGGAUAGAGACCUGAUGGGAAGGAGGAGCGGGAACGAGGCGAAGGGAAGGAUGGCCGCGCCGGGUUUAGGUUGGGUGGCGCAUAAUUAUGACCGAGCUGACCGUCAUCUCGUCACGGCUUUCAGUAUUGGGAUAGCGACAUGA